Didymodactylos carnosus is the source of this 538-nucleotide messenger RNA. Lineage: Eukaryota; Metazoa; Rotifera; Eurotatoria; Philodinida; Philodinidae. The record is from the annotation of a GenBank genome assembly.
AGAAAACCAACUCAAACCUGACAGCUCCAAAACUAAGUGUUUAGCCGUUUUGAACUAUGCGUUGUCUAUUCGUUCCCUUACUUUUCAAAACAUCUCAAACAUACUCCAAAUUAUAAUAUCGAAAUAAGAAAAUUCAGAAGGAGAUGAAGAAGAAGAAGAACAAGCAACCGACGCAGAAGUUAAUGAUGAUCGACGAGUACAAUUACAAAACGUUGUUAUCCGGAUGUUGAGUGAAACUCAUAUACCCUUAUUGUCAAAAUUAUAUGAUGCAAUGAAACAUUUACGAGUGAAAAGGAAAUCAAAAUCAUUAUUAACAUCAUCGUCGUUAUUACAACCCGUUUCAGCUCCUAAUGGUCGAUCAUCAGUUAAAGUCCCAUGGUUUCGCAAUGAUAUAAGUGAUGAAGAAAGUUUAUUAGUAACAGCUAUUAGUGAUAUAUGUCAAUUAGUGGUUAUCCAACCUAGGGUUAUCCAAUCACUACUGGAAUACACUGAAAUAUUUGGGGACUGGAAUUACUUAUGGCCAUUUCUGGUGCCUUGA